This is a messenger RNA of Cladocopium goreaui, 2166 nucleotides long. NCBI's taxonomy places the organism in Eukaryota, Dinophyceae, Suessiales, Symbiodiniaceae. The record is from the annotation of a GenBank genome assembly.
AUGGACUUCGCACACUACGAAUCAUCGCUGUUGAUUCAAAGAUUCUUAUAUCCAGGAUCCGUUGUGCCAAUGAUGGGAAGCACAUCUUUUGAUUCAUUGCUGCUGACCUUGGAUUUCAAUCACUUAGAGAGUGCCUUGUUGGUUCACACCUUUGUAAGAAUGGCGUCGAUGCUGCUAGCACCUGACCUUUUGCAUUUGGGGAGUUUGCCACUGUUGCAAGAGCUUUGCCACAUUGGCGCAGUGACGUUGGCGUCCAGUCGUUCAUCCUCAGGCAGUUUCUUGCCUGUUCUGGACCUUCUUCAUUUGGGAUCAGCGCUGUCUCCGCAAAGUUUCUCCUUGUCCAUCUUGUAUCCAAUGAGACUGGGUUUCUUGCUUCCAAUUCAAAGCUUUGCCCAUCUCGGCUCUGCAGCAUCAGUUUUGGACCUUCUGCAUCUGGGACUCUCAGCAUCAGCUCAAAGCACGACUUGCACAGCCUUCUCCUUCCCCUUGUUGACUCGUACAGCUACGGACUCUCCGGUCUUUGUCUCAGACUUCUUGCACCCAGAACCCUUGAUUCUGCUUCAAAGCCAUUCCCAACUGGGCCUUUUUUUGUCGAUUUUGGACUUCGCACGUUGUGGUUCUUUGCUGCUUUUGCAGGCGGCCGCACGCGUGGCGCUUACACCUUCAGUCUCAGGUUUGACCCGCCUCGGUAGCGUCUUCUUUCUGUCAGUCAUCGAUGUCACCACAUUCGACUCGUUUUUUUCUAUCCGAUCCUUCGUCUGCUUGGGUUUUUUCAUGUCGACACUGGACUCUUUGCAUCUCGAUUCAAAUUUGCUGCUUCGGAGUCCAUGCCACCCAGAAUCCGCUUUUUUUGUCUCUGGUACAGUCAAGUCGGAUUCAACAUCGCUGCUACUGGAACAUUCAAGUCUGGGUUUGUUCUCACCAUUGCACUCCAUGUCUCGCUGUGGCUUAGCAUUGUUUGUACUUGACUUCCUGAGAUUAGACUUCAUGCUGCCUCUGCACAGUUUUACUCAGUCCGAACCUCCAUUCUCAGUUUUUGGAAUAGUGGAGAUGGGCCCAUUCACGCUUUCAUUGGAACGUUUGACCCUGGGUCUGCCUUUGCCAGUGCAUAGCUUUGCUUGUUCUGAUUCUGGCUUGUUAGUGCUAGACCUCCUUCACCUGGAAAGCUUGACGCUCCUGAGAAGUUUAGGUCAAUUUGACUCCCUGUCUUUUCUGCUUGGCUUAUUGUGUUUGGGUCCCCUGUUGCUGUUGCCUGACAGCAUUCAACCAGGCUUUUCACCCCUGCUACACAGCCCUGGUCGAGCAGAAUCAGCCACCCUGGUCUCGGACUUUUUGCAUCUUGACCUCUUGCUGUCAGCGCAAGCCUUCUUACGAAUCAACUUUGCUUUGUUGCUUUUGGGGUCGGCUCAGCUCGAUUUUUUCACGUUCGCCCUGGACCCUGCACUUCCAGGCCUGACUUUGCCUGUGAGAUCGUGUGCUCAACUCGAAGUCCCGCUGUUUCUGUCGGAUUUUGUCCACUUUGAUUUCUUCACGUUGACACGAAAUCUUGGCCGCAUGGGAUUCUUGCCGCCUGCACUUGACCUUUUGACACUUGCUUCAUUUUUGUUCUUGAGAUGCUACACUUGUUCGGGACCUGUCAUGUCCCCUGCGCAGCGGACGCGCUUUGACAGCCCUUUGUUGGUGUUGGACUUCCUCCAUCUUGGACUCUCCCUACCGCUUCGAGACUUUACCCGGUUGGGUUUGCACACGUUGGUCUCAGGACUUUCCCGGUUGGACUCAAGCUCCUCUGCGCUUGACGCAGUUCAACUGGACUUCAUUACGUCUCCGCAGUCUUCUGCACGUAUUGGAAGUGCAGCACUGGUGCUUGCGAUGACCAGAUUGGGAUCUUUCAUGUUUUUGCGACAACAUGUGCGCUCUGACUCUUCGUCGCUUCUGUCCGGAACUGCAUGUCCUGAUGCUCCGUCGUCUGUGUCGGAGCAUGUCGAAUUUGGUUCUUUACCUCCUCUGAGAAGCUGUGCUCAUCCCGACUUCUUGUUCCUGGUUUUGGAGGUUGCUCAUUCAGAAUCACUGAUGUCACUGCAAAGUUUUGCACGUGUUGAUUUCGCAGUGUCCAUGCUUGACCUUUUGCGGCUAGACUCCACGGUGUUAUCAAGGACGUUUACUUGA